Molecule: messenger RNA, 625 nt
Organism: Brassica oleracea var. oleracea
Lineage: Eukaryota; Viridiplantae; Streptophyta; Magnoliopsida; Brassicales; Brassicaceae
Exons: 1
Coding region: 122-625 (167 amino acids)
Source: RefSeq, a predicted model, not a curated record
UUAAAGAUUUAAAUCCGAUAUAACUCAAUAUAUCCGUUAGUUAACAUCAAUGGAUAACGAGACAUUAUUCUGAACUUCUCUUUAGCUCUGUUGUUGUUUUCUUAAAUCAAGUUUCCGUGGAAUGAUGAAAAUGGUGAAGAAAACUGAUGAAGAAAAUCACUUUUCUUGGUGCUGUUUUCUUUCACAUUCGCCAUUGCUGUUUUUCCUUGUAACCCUUAUUACAUUUCUAGUUUUCCUCUAUCUUUUAAGCUCUUAUGGAUUCUCUUCUCUUCUAGUAACCAUCGCAAUCUUGUUCAUCUCUACUUCUCUUUUCUUUCUAAGAUUCUUCAAGAAAAGGACUGGAGUCUAUUUGGUUGAAAGAUCUGAAAAAGAAGGGGAUAACAAUGAUGAUAAUGCUGGUAAUGAUGAAGAUGCUGAUGAUGAACAUGGGGAUGAAGACGAUGAUGGUCUUAUUGAGAUUUUUCUUGUGAAUGAAGAAGCAGAAGCUGUAGAGGCAGUGAGGAACAUUAAUCAGAGUCUUCAGAGAAUUAGGGUUGACGAAGAAGAAGAGAUAAAUGAUGUGAAUAUGGAAGAAGAAGAUAAUUUUAUUGAGAUUGAUAUUUCUAUUGGAUCUAUUAAAAGAUAA